AGCAGUGGCAAGUUGCCUUCCUGAAUGUCUGCACCCGGGAAAGCCCCGGGACAGUGUCUUGCCUGCCCCCCGGUAAAGUAUGUCCUGUUUCUUCCAACACCUUGCAGGUCGUCCGUCCAGAAUGCCAGAGGAAAGUUCCCCCAGAAGGAGUCCUCAGCAUGUCCCUUAUCAGGACCUUCCCCACAUGGUCAAUGCAGACGGGCAGUACCUCUUCUGCAGAUACUGGAAACCAGCAGCAGUCCCAAGGGCCCUCGUGUUUAUCGCUCAUGGCGCUGGGGAACACUGCGGCCGCUAUGAUGACUUGGCCCAGAUGCUGACAGGACUUAACUUGUUUGUGUUUGCACAUGACCAUGUUGGCCAUGGGCAGAGUGAAGGGGAGCGUAUGGUUGUGUCCGAUUUCCACAUUUUCAUCAGAGACAGCUUGCAGCACAUUGAACUCAUGAAGAAGGAACACCCUGGCCUGCCCAUUUUCAUUCUGGGGCAUUCUAUGGGUGGAGCCAUCUCUAUUCUAACUGCAAGUGAGAGGCCAAAUGACUUUUCGGGCAUGGUUUUAAUUUCUCCUUUGGUUGUAGCAAGCCCUGAGGCAGCAACACCCAUCAAGGUUUUUGCAGCAAAAGUGCUCAACUUUGUCCUACCAAACCUGUCCCUGGGAUCCAUAGAUCCAAAUGUGGUUUCCCGGAAUAAGAAGGAGGUUGAAUCUUACACAUCUGAUCCCCUGGUCCACCAUGGAGGAAUGAAAGUCUCCUUCGUCAUCCAGCUGAUGAAUGCCAUUGCCAGAAUAGAGCGGGCCCUGCCCAAAUUGACCCUGCCAAUCUUGGUCCUGCAUGGCUCACCCGACAAGCUCUGUGACAUCAAAGGAUCCUAUCUCCUGAUGGACACAGUGCUGAGCCAGGAUAAAACACUCAAGGUGUAUGAUGAGGCCUAUCAUGCUCUCCACAAAGAGCUGCCUGAGGUCAGCACUGCUGUCUUUAAAGAAAUACUGACCUGGAUCGGUCAGAAGGUCGCAGCUGCUGAAGAAUCCAGCCACACUUAAGAGUAACCAUCUUGCUACCUGCUAAGUGGUCACGGGGAUCUUCUGGGGAUGGAAGCUUUUCUUUAAAAAAAAACGUCUCUUUUGGAGAAGAUGUAGAUCGGAGGGACUCCUGGAAUGUUUUUCUCUGAAUAGCGCAGGAGGGACACUCCCGUCAUUUAGAGAGGCAAUUGCCCUAAAAGAGCAAGGGAGGAUGUAGCAGUGGGAGCCCCCAUUAUAAACUUUCCAGGCUGGGCAUUACACUAAAGAAGCCUUCCCCCAUUCCCUCCCCCCACAAUCAAUCUAUUGCCCUUCUUCUUUGUUCACCCUGGGAUCCCUGAUGUACCAAGGGUGUAUUUAUACUGCAAUAAUCUUUGGAACGUCACUAGUUCAGCAUCUUCCAUUUUGUACAAUUUCUAUGCCAGCCAUGGACAGUUGCUUCCCUGUCCCCUCAGUCCUAGCCUACGCUGUAUAAAAAGUCCUUGUCCUUGAGAGGCGAAGACUGGUGAGUUAGCAAGGAGCAUAUGGGAGGUGGCAGGUGCUGAGCCCAAGUGGGAUCCUUCGGCCCUUGAAGGUGAAAGGCUUCUUUCAAGGUCUGACUGAUUUAAACAUCGCCUCUAUUCACACAUAAUAGGGAGUACAUAGUGACCCCCCACCCUUCAAGUUUGCACUUUGGAAAAGCAUGUUUCAUAGGUCUUUAAUUCCCAGCACUGUGGCAGCACUGCAGGAGGGAGAGGACUAAUGCCAGAAAAAAUACUUAAAAAACUACAAAGCACAUUCAAAAUCAGACUACUUCCAACUACUUCUCCCCUCUGCAAGAUGAACUUCUCUGUAAAUAGUCUUAGGGGUUACUUUGUUAAUUAAUUACUUGUGCUACUGAUACUUAAGAGGUAAAGUCAAAGAUUUAUUUAAGAGAAACUAUUGAUAUAAUAUAUAUUCUGUGUGUAUAGGCAGCUUGGAGCUGCGGAGAAGGAAAGGAGCAGAGUUUAAAGAAAGAAGGAGAAUCAGUUCCCAUCCUGUUCUGUUUCCACCAUGGCCAGAGGAGUGUUGACCCACCAAGGUCCACUCCUUUCACCAUAGUUUUACAGGAAGGAUCUGGUGUCUUCCCUCAUCAGUUGGAGAAUGGCUUGAAAAAUGCUAGAGACCCAAGCUCAAAGCAUCUGGUGGGAGGGGAAUGAGCAGCGUACAUCCUCGCAGUCCACCGCUGGAUAGCCAGAUAUGAGCACUGCAAUACUAGGACUACCCAUACCACCAUGCCCAGGCCAGAUUGACACUGCUGAAUCCGUCACAGGGGACAGCCAUUCACAGGAAAGCUUCCAGAUCCAUCAGAUUCUCAUAUUAGAUGAUAGAUAGAUCCUAGGAAAGCUUUCUAUGUGAAGACUCUCUCAUUUGGAGAUAAGGUCACAGGGCAUGUCCGCCUCAGGCAUUAUACCAGUAUAACAUAAUUACACCAGUGGUGUGCUGCUGGAGUGCUUCGCCUUGGAGCAAAGCCCUAAUUACUAAUUGACCUCUGCCCGAGUGCAAUAGCUAGAGCUCCAAAAGGAAGGAAUUCAACUUACCCCUCUCGCGCCUUGUGCGUUACAACAGGCGUUCUGGAAGGAGAGGGGAAAGGAUUUAAACCCAGAGAAAAACAAUAGCUUCCACGAUAGUAGGGAAACAGCCUCCUGAAAUGGGCAUUUCACAGAAGCUGGAGUCACCAUGGUUUCCCUUGCUGCCUACCCUCUGCCUCUUGCCUGGAGGAAAGAUGGGGGCAUUUUUCACCUGAACAUCUUCACAACAGGAUCAGUGGCUUAUAGGCAUCACACCCAUACUGCUUCAGUUUCACCUUUCGGAGCCAGCUCGUGGCAGGAAUCAGGAAAGGAAACCUUGUGCAAUAACAAUCAGACUAACUUUAAUUAGGUCUGAUCUGUCCUCUAGUGAGUAUGUGAAUGUGAGAAGGCAGUGGACCCACAGCUUUGUCCGUGUAGCUGUUUAGUAGAUCCAGUCAGAUAUUCUGAUUUCGACAGACCAGCUCUGGCAUGUGUAUGCUUGUGGCUUCCUGCCUGCCAAAGAAGAGAUGGUUGUAGUUCUCACCAGCUCAGUUGCAUUUGAAUUCAAAUGCUUGCCCAGCUCUUACAAUCAACUGCUACCCCCAGCUCUUCUACUGCCCCACCUGCUCCAUUGUAUUGAUUUGUUAGGACAUCUUUCCACUAAGAGUAGGUUCCCCUGACAGUUGCCAUGAGCUGGGGAGAACAAGUGAAAAUGGAGAGGUGGGAAACUCUGCCUGCCUCUUAGGCUUGUAGGGACCUUUGGUGUGAGCCAAGGGUAACAGAUGUUCAGGCAAGAUGGGGAGUAGCAGAAGUCAUUUAUAAAUAAAAAGAAGAGAUUUAAGAGGGGAGGAGAUUUGCCAGAGCACUUGGUAUUAGCACAGAUCCACUCCCAUGGAAGUACAAAGGAGUUUUACUGUUGACUUCAGCGGGAGCAGUGCUGAGCACUUUGAAGUCUCUCCCUAAAGGGAUAAGCACUUAAAAGAAAAGGGAACUAACUCUAAAGCAUCAAGGUCGGAGUCCUGCUGCUCCCAAGACCCUGGAUGUAGCCAAAGGAAGGUCUGUGGUUAGUGUCUUUAAAAAAGUGUUCUUCAGGCUGGUCCUCCUGAGCUCUGAAGCACUAGAGAAAAAAAGAUGAUGAUCGAGAGAUUUAAAAAAAAUCUCUCCAGCUAAACUCAGCAAUGUCCUAUGGGCUGAAGAUACUGCACUGGACAUUAAACAAACCCCAAAUUAAAUGGAGAUUGCCAUGGCGUUCAGCCACUUUGCUGAAGAACGGUCUUUUAGGAAACUGCAACUGGGAGACCCAGCUGAAGCACGAAGGCUAGUUUCUAACAGACUUAAAUUAACAUCUCUCUCACAGCUCACCCUUAAAUCCAGUGGCAAAGGGCCAAACCCUCAGGUGGCGCAAAUCAGGGUUUAAAACAAUCAGACAGCUGGGUGUAAAUCAUCAUAGGUUCUCCUAGAUCCUGUGAGCUGCAGUGAUCUUCUCUAUAUCAGCUAGGGAUCUGAGCCUCAACCUUUCAGUUUGUGCUCUUUAGAUGAGCCAUUGUCACAUAUCCAAACUGGUUUACACUGACACAUCACAUAGGAAAUCCCUUCACGGGGGACUUGGCUGGCAGCAGGCAGCACUGCCACUUAUGGGAAUAUAAUACUUUAUUUUCAAAUAGCGUGCACCGUUUCUGAGGAGCACUGCUGGCCUUAUGAACUUCCAGAUUGCUGUGCUGAAAUAAACAGGGACAAGUCUGCCUUUGAGAACAGGGUGCAUUUAUGACAGCAAUAGUAGUCUGUAACUAUUGUAGAUACCACUACCCAUACUGCGCAUAGCACCAGACGACCAUAUCCUCAAUGUAUUAUCCACCUGGUUUUCUAUUUAGCCUGCUCUUUUUAUAUUGGCCACUCUGCCAGCAUAAAUUUGUUGAGAUCACACUUAUUUUUCCAAGUAAUUUCUGAACCUGUCUUUUGUUUGACUGUACUCCAGUUAAAAAAAAAAUAUAUAUAUAUAUAUACACAUAUAUAUACACACAUAUAUAUAUACACAAACACAUACAUACACAUAUUUUCAGUGGGAAUAAUGUGUUCAGGCUUAACAUUCUGAAAGGAACACAAUGUAUACUGCAACUAAUAAUAAAGUUAUGUUUUAUGAA
Molecule: messenger RNA, 4679 nt
Organism: Gavialis gangeticus (Gharial)
Lineage: Eukaryota; Metazoa; Chordata; Crocodylia; Gavialidae
Gene: MGLL
Product: monoglyceride lipase
Exons: 7
Coding region: 80-1033 (317 amino acids)
Cellular component (GO): membrane
Molecular function (GO): lipase activity
Source: RefSeq, a predicted model, not a curated record